Messenger RNA from Lactuca sativa (garden lettuce), 1320 nucleotides. It is a transcript of the gene XCT, whose product is annotated as XAP5 family protein. Gene Ontology annotation, cellular component: nucleus. The record is from RefSeq and is a predicted model, not a curated record. Gene Ontology annotation, biological process: chromatin organization. NCBI's taxonomy places the organism in Eukaryota, Viridiplantae, Streptophyta, Magnoliopsida, Asterales, Asteraceae.
CAUUUUUAGUGUCGUAAACCCACCGGAUCAUUUUAAUCCUCAAAAUCACAAACCCUCGCUUCCGUCACGAUCCUCGAUUUUCUAGCGAGCACCAUUCACGAACACAAGGGGGAGCGGCGGAGACGGACUGAAACCCAGACGAAAAGAUGUCGGGAAUGGGGGACGGGUACGUGGGCACCGCCCAAGACGCUGUAAGGAUCCGAAGGCUGGAGAAACAACGAGAGGCAGAAAGGAAAAAGAUCCAAGAACUCAAAAGUAAGAACGCAAAAGGCCAAUCCGGUCUUCUUCAAUUCGGCUCCGGAACCUCCGAAAUUCUUGAGACUGCCUUCAAGAAGGAAACAGUUGGGCUUGUCACAAGGGAGCAAUAUGUUGAAAAGAGGGUUAACAUUCGAGUCAAGAUCGAAGAAGAAGAAAAAGAGAAACUUCAAAAGCUACAACAAGAGGAAGAAGAGCUUCAAUUACAAAAACAAAAAAAGAGGAAAAUCAAAGCUAACCCAAAGCUAUCUUUUUCUGAAGAUAUUGAAAACGGGGAAGAAGAAGAAGAAGAUGGAGAGGAAAAAAAUCAAGAAUCAAAUACGUUUGGUCGCAGAGGAUUUGGUAAAGAUCCAACAGUAGAAACUAGCUUUUUGCCUGACAGUGAGAGGGAGGCAGAGGAGCAAGCUGAACGUGAAAGGCUUAGAAAACAAUGGCUACGUGAGCAAGAACAGAUUAAAAAUGAGGCUCUUGAAAUCACAUACAGUUACUGGGAUGGUGCAGGACAUCGAAGAGUCAUGCAGGUUAGAAAAGGGGAUACAAUUGGCGAGUUUUUACGGGCUGUUCAGCAACAACUUGCACCUGAAUUUAGAGAAAUACGCACAACUUCGGUUGAAAAUCUUUUAUAUGUGAAAGAGGAUCUCAUUAUUCCACAUCAACACAGUUUCUAUGAGCUGAUUGUGAACAAAGCUAGGGGAAAAAGUGGGCCGCUUUUCCACUUUGAUGUGCAUGAAGAUGUGAGAACGAUAGCUGAUGCAACCAUAGAGAAAGAUGAGUCGCAUGCUGGUAAAGUUGUUGAGAGGCAUUGGUAUGAGAAGAACAAGCACAUAUUUCCUGCUUCAAGAUGGGAGAUAUAUGACCCAACAAAGAAGUGGGAGAGGUAUACUAUCCAUGGUGACUAAUUAAUGAAAAGAAGAAAAUGUUUUUGUAUGUUAUUUGUUCCUAAUUUCCCAUUUACUUUUGAAUUUUGUACUAUUUGUGUUUUAAGGAAAUUUGGUUGCUCUUAUUUAUACUAUUAUUAGAAUGUGGGAACAUAAAGUUUUUACAUAUGGUAGAAUUUAUUAUUGA